This is a messenger RNA of Pelobates fuscus (common spadefoot toad), 1901 nucleotides long. RefSeq names its product germ cell nuclear acidic peptidase (gene GCNA). The record is from RefSeq and is a predicted model, not a curated record. Bases 47 to 1846 code for a protein of 599 amino acids. The transcript has 12 exons. Lineage: Eukaryota; Metazoa; Chordata; Amphibia; Anura; Pelobatidae. Gene Ontology annotation, cellular component: nucleus.
GGUCACGGCAAGUUUGAAUUCUCGCCACUAUUAUUGUGUGGGAGACAUGGCCACUGAGUCCCUGAGUUUGUUAGAGAGGAUCUCAUCCCGCCUGGGGCCCAUGGACAGGAAAGCAAAGCAGACUAGUUUUAAGACUGGGGGCUCACUGAGUCUAGAUUGUGAUGAAGCUGACAGCCCAACACCACCGCCCUGUGUCCAAGAACUACUAAUGUCCGAUUCAGACACUGAAAUUGCACCUGUGGAUGAUUACAUUCGCAGUUUUGGUAAUCUGAACCUCAAGUCUGCUCGGGAGAAGACAAGGUCCCCUGUAAGAAUAUUGGAAUCCAGUGAUGAUGACUUUGAAAAUUUUUUAGUAAAGCUGAAAACUCCAAAGCCACGCACCUCUAAAAAACCUUCAAACAAUCAGACUGGAAGUGUAAAAAAGUUCAUUGUAGAUUCUGAUGAAGACGAUUUUACCUCCUUCUUCCCCAAAAAUCAAAAAGGCACAAAAAGUGUAACUGCAACCAAGAAAUCUAAUGGUGAAUUAUCUCAGACUCCACACACCAGCCGGCUGCCCUCUGCGAGCAUAAUCUCUCCAGUGGUUUUCAGUGAUAGUGAUGAAGACGAUUCAGUUGUCCUAAAAAGCACGUGGCGUGACAGACAUAACGGAAAGUCGAGUAAUCCUAAAUUUGGCAACGACCAGAAACAGAACUCGAAAGGCAACUUUUUUCAAGAAUCUCCGUCACAAAAUAACAAAGAAAACUCUCUCGCAUCAUCCAAUAAGUGGUCGUUGGAAGGAAGAGAUGCUGGGGGAAAAGCAGGAGGAGGAGGAAUACCCAAAUUCCAUUCUUCUAGUUCUGAUGAGGAGUUUGAAUCCCUGGUGGAACGUAUCAAGAAUCGAACCAAGAGCCAGACACCAAGUUCGACAGUAACUAAAGCCGUGUUUCGCCAUCCACCUGCAACAGAGCCAGCCAAGGUUCCUUGCAUUGACUUGACAAACCAAUCAACGAAUGUUAAAGUGCAGAGACCAAAGUCGUUCACGGGCGCUCCGUCCUCCAGUCCUUAUUUCCUACCAGAGAAAACUGAUAGAGGAAGCCUGCGACCUGUGGAGAAGCCGCGCUCCAGUAGUGUGAAAGCUUCAUGUAAGGUAGCAGACUGUUUUCUUCAAGAGCUCUCGUGUCCAAAUUCAUUAUAUGCGAAAAGCUUCAAGCAAAAGAAAGAGCAGUUGACAGCGAGGUUAUAUACUCUGUAUAACAGCACUAUUUUUGCCGAGAAGUUACCAGUGAACAUGGAAAUAGUAUGGAAUAAAAAGAUGCGCAAAACUGCUGGUUACUGUGUAACUGGGCAGAAGAAAAUCCCUGCUUUACAUCGCUAUGCCAGGAUUGAGCUGUCAGAGAAAGUUUGUGAUUCUGCGGAUCGACUUCGAGACACUUUAAUCCAUGAAAUAUGUCAUGCGGCCACCUGGUUGAUAAACGGAGUCCGAGAUGGACAUGGACAAUUCUGGAGAUUUUACGCGGGGAAAGCCACACAUAUUCACCCAGAGCUGCCAAUGGUUACCCGAUGUCACUCUUACGAAAUAAACUACAAGUAUACUUAUGAGUGUUCUCGCUGCAAAAAUACGAUCGGACGGCAUUCCAAGUCUUUAGAUACAGAGAAGUUUGUCUGUGCCUUAUGUAAGGGGAAACUGGUCUUGAUGGGUUCUACGCGAAAAGACGGCUCUCCUGCCUGCAGCCAACUCACUCCGUUCGCCAAGUUUGUCAAAGAGAAUUAUGGGUCUGCAAAGAAAGAAAUGGCUGGCAUGAGUCACGCCGAAGUGAUGCGAAAACUCGGUGCUGAUUUUUCAACCAAGACCAAACUUGCAAACUGAAUCGGAUUGUGAAAACUAAAUUUUAUUAUCUUUAUUUUUCUUCUAUGGAGAGUUA